AUGUCAAGCAAUAGUACAAGUUCACGUCAAUCCUCCUCCUCCUCGAAGUCGAUUUCAACCUUGGCCGUCAAAGACCAGGUCCGUGAUCUGUACGACAUCAUCCGCGAAGAGAGGACCGACGAAGAGACUACGAUUCUCGCGGUCGUGCCCAACGACGUCCUACCGCAGCUCACAGACAGGUGCAGGUCCAAGAAGUGGAAGUUCUGGCACAAUGGAAGAGCUGUAGAAUUGACGACACAAAAGAGCGUCCAAUCUGCCGUCGACGCUCUUCUGGAUAAUGGCUGCGGGCAAAGGCUGGUCCUCGUAGUCAGCCAGCACAUUGAGGCACUAGACUUCCACAUCACGCCCGUUGGAGGCUACCCGCACAGUCUCGGUGUGAUCCGCGGGUGUCGGGACCGGCGAACGGGAGGGAGUCGAUCCACGAAGCUCAUCAUCGACGGCGCAUCCACAUUUGACGGGAUCAGGCUCGACCAGUGGACUGCCUCGAAGCAAAAUGGCCAGGUCUUUCUCGGUCCAAAUGUCCAUGUCCGCGUGCACAUGGGCGAGCCAGGCUCGCUGUUCAGGGAGCACUUUUCCUCUGCCAGGGACAUCCAGAGCCAGCUCAGCUUCCUGAACGACUGCCCCAUGGUUGGAAAAUGGUGGAAGGACUGGCAAGGUCCGAUCGCCAGCAUCAUCGGGCUUGCAGCGACCACCAUCAAGGUCUCGGCGAGCUUGAAGACGACUGCCUCGGGCUUCUAUCUCUCACACUCGUCUGUCUGCUGGGGCACGUGGACUCUGGGUGCUGGCCAUAUUACUGGCACUGCCGUGAUGACCGCUGCAGGCCCAGCGGUGCUUCUCGGUGCAGGUGCUGCUGCUGCGGUCUACUUCUUCCCUUGGGAGGAGUUCUUUUCGUGGCUUGGCUCCUUCUUCAGUUCCUUCUUUGAGUGGCUGAGGGGCCUGAUCGCUGGUAUCAGGCAGAAAAUAGCCGACUGGUCCUCUGCCAGGGUACAGCAGAACAGCCAGGACGCGUUGCCGCCGCCGCCAGCCUACGAGAAGGUUGCUGGCAGCCAACGCAAAGGCCGAGCUCUCCGUGUUCGCGCGUCGGAAGCACCACCUCUACCAUCAAAAUAG
This is a messenger RNA of Microdochium trichocladiopsis, 1110 nucleotides long. RefSeq lists its product as uncharacterized. Lineage: Eukaryota; Fungi; Ascomycota; Sordariomycetes; Xylariales; Microdochiaceae. The coding region runs from base 1 to 1110 and encodes 369 amino acids. The transcript is spliced from 2 exons. The record is from RefSeq and is a predicted model, not a curated record.